ACAUUGGUAUGUGUCAAACACCCCAGCAACGUCUCGCAUUCCAGGUCCCGGGCCGGUCCCACUGAACCCAAAAGUCAACCCCGCACCGGUAUCAACAGGUAGGGCGAUGUUACAUCAGUACUGUAGUGUCGCCGAUUCGACGCCAUCAUAGGACGCUCAUAUAAACAGCGGCCCGCGUGAGACUUUUGAGCUUGCCGCAGCAGACUUUGAGAUACCAUACCGCCUUCCUGCAGUCACGAUCAAAUCGAGGUACAUCACUCUCGUUCGCAAUGGCGUCGGGCGCACACCAGUUGAAAGAUGCUUCGCUAUUGAAGACAUCAUGCUAUGUGAACGGGCAAUGGGUUGGCGCAGCGUCUGGCAAAGUCUUCUCUGUUGAAAACCCCUCUACUCUUGCCGAGGUGGGCAAAUGUCCCGAGUUCGACGAGAAGGACACCGAGGCCUCCAUCCUCGCCGCCCACGAUGCAUUCAAAUCCUACCGCAAGACGCCUGCACGGACCAGGGCCCGGCUAUUGAGAAAGUGGUACGACCUCAUGACGGAGCAUGCCGAGGACUUGGCUACAAUUAUCGCUCUUGAAAACGGCAAGCCCAUGUCCGACGCAAGGACAGAAGUCGCCUACGCUGCGUCCUUUUAUGAGUGGUUCUCGGAGGAAGCCCCUAGAAUCUACGGCGACACCAUCCAGGCGAGCAACCCCAGUUGUCGUCUGGUGACCCUCAAGGAGCCCAUUGGUGUCUGCGGUCUCAUCGCACCUUGGAACUUCCCCGCUGCCAUGAUCACCCGCAAGGUCGGACCGGCAUUGGCUGCGGGCUGCACUGUGGUUGUGAAAGCACCCGCCGAAGCUCCCUUGACGGCACUGGCCCUGGCAGAGCUUGCGCACAGGGCGGGGAUCCCCGCUGGUGUGGUGAACGUCAUCACGGCCUUGGACAACACGGUGUCCGUGGGCAAGGUCUUGACUACGCACCCGGUCAUCAAGAAAGUGUCGUUUACGGGAUCGACCGGCGUCGGGAAGCUCUUGAUGAACCAGUGCUCCACGACGUUGAAGAAGCUUUCGUUCGAGCUCGGCGGAAACGCCCCCUUCAUCGUUUUCGAGGACGCCGAUCUCGACGCAGCUCUCAAGGGCCUUACUGCAUCAAAGUUCAGACUCUCGGGCCAGACAUGCGUGUGUGCCAACCGCAUCCUGGUUCACAGCAAGGUCUACGAGAAGUUCUCGCAGAUGCUGGUAGAUGCCGUCAAGAGCUUCGUCGUUGGCGAUGGAUUCGGCGAGAAGACGACACAUGGGCCGUUGAUCCACGGUCGCGCGGUUGCAAAGGUGGACGAACACGUAAAGGAUGCGGUGUCCAAGGGAGCUCGCGUGCUCCUGGGCGGCAAGCACCGGGCCGAUCUAGGCCCCAACUUUUUCGACCUUACUAUCUUGGCCGAUAUGAAGCCCGGCAUGAAGGUCUGUUCGGAAGAGACGUUCGGUCCCUUGGCGGCUCUGUUCGCCUUCGAAACGGAAGAGGAGGCCAUUGCACUUGCGAACGACGCUGACGUCGGCCUUGCGGGGUACUUCUUCAGCAAGGAUGUCUCCCGAUGCUGGCGCGUGGCGGAGGCUCUGGAGGUCGGUAUGGUUGGUGUCAAUAUCGGAGCCAUCAGCGACCCAGCCGCGCCUUUUGGCGGCGUAAAGCAGAGUGGAUUUGGAAGAGAGGGCAGCAAGUAUGGUAUUGACGAGUUUCUGGUGACUAAGAUGGUCAUGACCGGCAUUGAAUGACGAUGAAGAUUUCCCGAUAUAUGAAUCUAGUAUCUACAAUAAGUCAAAGCACCCCCAUUUAGAACACCCCCUCAUUUCGAACACCCGACUUCACUAUUACACAUACUAUUAACCCAAACAACAACACCAACUAUCCCAACCACAACAUUAAAUAUUAAUUAUUUUAAAAAUACCAGUGUUUUCGCGAUGCCAAAAUACACUAAAAACGACAUUCAGCAAGCUCUUCAGGAUGUUAACAGUAGGAUAAGCAUACAACAAGCUUCCCGUACCUAGGGGAUACCUAUUACGACCCUACACUACCAAAGAAAGGGAUGCAUACCCA
Messenger RNA from Colletotrichum navitas, 2067 nucleotides. Its product is annotated as succinate-semialdehyde dehydrogenase. Gene Ontology annotation, biological process: GABA catabolic process. Gene Ontology annotation, cellular component: cytoplasm. Lineage: Eukaryota; Fungi; Ascomycota; Sordariomycetes; Glomerellales; Glomerellaceae. The coding region runs from base 270 to 1745 and encodes 491 amino acids. The record is from RefSeq and is a predicted model, not a curated record. The transcript has 4 exons. Gene Ontology annotation, molecular function: succinate-semialdehyde dehydrogenase (NAD+) activity.